AUGCCCCCCGACCCGCCGCCCGCCGCCUCGCACGCCCCCUCCCCCUCCACCACCGCCGCCACCGCUCCUCCUCCCGCACCCGCCUCGCACCCGUCGCAGCCGCCGCACACCUGGGCCGAGCAGGCCCUCCCGCCCGCGCCUGACCCGGCCGCGCAGUUCAAGUUUGGGCCGGCCCCCCCGAGGGCGAGGGCGGCGUCGGGUGGAGCGGGAGGAGGAGGAGGCGGGCCGGGCGCAGGUGCCGCAGCGAGUGGGGCUCGCUCGGCCUUCUUCAAGGUGCCGGGGCUCGGUGGUCGGCGCGGGGUGCAGGGGGCCGCGCAGGGCCGCGCGAGGCGCGAGGCGCGCGAGGAGCUCGGGAGCGAGGACGACGACGACGACGCCGACGACGACGCCAUCGUCCUCGCGCAGCGCUCGCCGACCAAGGCGAGCAGCUCGGCCACGUCCCUGCCGACGCCGCCGACGACGACGACGACGCGCGACCACCUCCCGCCCUCGCUCGCCGCCAUGCGCCUCCCCGUCCAGCCCGGCGCGCCGCACAGGUCGAGCGUGUCGGCCACGAUCGAGGCGCCUGACCCGGGGCCCCCUACCACGACCACGACCUCGGCGUCGAGCCGCUUCGGCAGCAGCGGCGGCGGGCCCCAGCAGCACGGCACGUCGUCGGCGUCGACGAGGCCGCCGGCGCGCGCGCACGACCCGCCGCCGCACCUCGCGCUCCAGCGCCCGCCCGUCCCGGCGCCAGCCCCGGCUCCGGCUCCGGCGCCGAGCAAGAAGCGCGCGCACCCGCACCCGCAGCCGCACUCGCCGGCGCCGCGCGCGCAGCAGCAGCCGGCGGCGGCGGCGGCGGGCGCAUCGUCGUCGUCGGGCUCGGGCCGGGCGCUCGUGCUCGCCGGCGCUGGCGGGAGCCGCUCGGCGUCGGCGUCGGCGGCGGCGGGCAAGGCGGGCGAGACGGCGGGCGCGGCGGGCCCGGCCGCCGCCGCCGCCGACGAGGGCCACGAGCUCAAGCGGCGCAGGACGGGCGAGACCAAGUCGCGCACCAAGUCGGCCAUGCUCACCCUCAUCGACCUCGACGACAAGGUCGUCCAGAAGGACGCCGAGCUCGCCGUCGCGCGCGCCGAGCUCGCGAGCCUGCGCGACGGCCUCGCGCGCCGCGACGCCGAGCUCGCCCAGGUCGUCGAGGCCAAGCGCGCGCUCAAGGAGGACUUUGCCGCCCGCAUCAGGGAGGCGCUCGAGAGCGCGGCCGAGGCGCAGAAGGAGCUCGAGGACGUCAAGGACGGCAUGCACGAGUCGUUCGUCGAGCUCAAAGAGUCGCUCGGCUCGGUCGUGUCGGCGGUCGAGAUGCGCGAGGAGCUCAAGGACGUCAAGGAGGCCGUGAGCGCGCACUGCCUCGACGAGAAGAACGAGCUGUGGCUCGAGCGCGUCGAGGAGACCAAGCUCGCCGUCCUCAAGGAGCUCCAGGCCGAGCUGUCGAACCGCGGCGACGUCAUCAAGCUCCUGCGCGACGACCUCGAGGUCAAGGCUGGGUCGCUCGCCGAGGCGCGCUCGCGCGUCCAGCAGCUCGAGACGACGCUCGACGACGCGCAGCGCGCGUCGACCGCGCGCGAGACGGCCGCCACGAAGCGCGAGGCGCACGUGCUCGCGCUCCUCGAGGCGGCGCGGGUCGACCGCGCGCGGCACCGCGACGAGCUCGACAGGCUGCUCGUCGGCGCGGCGGACAAGCAGGAGGCGCUCACGGCCAAGGUUGGCGAGGGGCUCGAGAGGGAGAAGAAGCUGAGGGACGAGUGGAUCAGGGCCAAGGAGGAGGUGGGCCGGCGCGACGAGGAGGUCAAGCGCGUGGCGAAGCGCGUCAACGAGCUCGAGAAGAAGCACGCCGACGACGCUCACGCCCUCGAGCAGCUCAGCGCCGACCUCUCGACCGCCCGCGACGAGCUCAACGCCGAGAUCCAGCAGUCGGCCGACCGGCUCAAGAAGGCGCACGACGACGUCGAGCGCGAGAGGGCCGAGCACGUCAAGCGCGUCGACGAGGUCAAGGCGCCGCUCAACGCCGAGCUCGUCAAGACGCAGUCUGCGCUCGCCGAGGCCGUCAGCGCUCGCGAGAAGGUCGAGCGCAAGCUUCGCGAGCAGGUCGAGGAGGUGUCGUCCGUCAAGUCGCAGGCCGAGCAUCUCGAGCGCGAGAAGGAGGUCGCCGUCGCCAGCAAGCGCGAGGCCGAGGACUCGCUGCGCGCCCUGUCCGACAGCCACGACCGCCUCGAGUCGGACCACGCCGCCUCGCUCGAGCUCGUCGACCAGCUCGAGCACGAGGUCGCCGCCCUGCGCGAGAGCGAGGCGCAGGCCGAGGCGAGCUUUGCCGCGCGCGAGAAGGAGCUCGUCGAGGGCGCGGCCAAGGAGAAGCAGCAGGCGGCGGCGGCGGCGCUGCAGCAGGGGAGGGAGCUCAGCCAGACCGAGCUGAUCAACAAGGGCAACGAGCUCAAGCGCACGCACAACAAGCUCGAGGAGCUCACCAAGAAGCACAACCGCGCCCUGACGAGCUCGCCGUCGCCAAGUCGAGGCCCGUCCUGAACGCGCACAUCGCCUCGUCGUCGACGAAUGGCGACCCCUCUCCUCCCGGCGCCAACACGACGACCGCCGAGAACGGCGCCCGCAUCACGACCGCCGCGACGUCGUCGCCCCUCUCUGCGCUCGGCUCGGACGGCUCGCCGGGCGCGACGUCGACCAAGCCCAAGAAGAAGCCCAAGGCGGUCACCUUCGUCACCCCUGCCGCUCGCUCCGCCCCGACCGUCCCCGUCAAGCCCAAGCGCCGCACGUCGGGCACCACCACCACCGCAGCCAGCGCCGUGCCCGCCAAGCCGCACAAGUCGCUCGUCACCGCCGCCGCCACGUCGACCAAGCGCUCGCGCGCGCCGCCCCUGUUCGACGACCACGCCGACCCGGACGAGACGCUCGUGCACGACGUCGACGAGGCCGAGACGAUGGACCAGGACGACGAGGCGGCGGCGGGCGAGGAGAGUCUCGAGACGAUGCUCGUGCAGGACGACGGCGAGGGCGGUGGGCGGAGCGGUGCUGAGGAGGACGACGACGACAUCGUCGACUUCAACACGCCCAUGGCCGCCCGCCGGCCAGAAGCCCAAGCUGCGCCAGACCCCUGCCCCUUCGACCGCCUCCCCAACGAGCUCCUCGCCAAAAUCCUCCACCACCUCGACGCCGCCGUCACGCAGACCGAGCCGCGGCAGCGACGGCAGCGCCGAGUGACCUUCCUGAACGUCGCACUCUUGUCGAGGCGCUUCAAGGCGCUCGCCGCCAACUUCCAGUAUCGCUACCUCGCGGUGUCGGCGAGCAGCGAGCUGGCCACCCUGCAGCGCGUCGGCAGGGACGGCCUGUCUGUCCCGGCGCGGGCGUGCCGCGUGUUUCGACUGAGCGAUGGGGACGAGCGUCAAGGCCGCUGUGUGCUGCGUGUGGAUCACUGGGCGAGCCGGCUGCCGGCGGUCGAGGAGAUGUCGCUUUGGGGCAUCUCGUACGGAUGCUUGUCGCAGGCUGCGGCGUUCACCAACCUGCGUCGCCUCGAGCUGCACCGGUGCACCUUCGGCUCGUGGUCGACAAUCUCGACAGCGUCCUUCUCUCGCCUCUCCACCCUCGAGCUGCACAAUGUCACCUUCCGCUACGCCCUCUCGAUCGAUGGGACCACGAUGUGCACGACGUUCCCGAGCCUCCGGCAGGUCGCCGUCCAGUCGUGCGAGCUUCAAGACCUUCGCCGCCGGCCUCUCCUGCCCGUCGCGUUCGUCGCCCAGCUCGACGCACUCGGCGUCGACCUGGGGGAGAUUCAUCUUCCGACAAGCGGCAUCCUGCCCCUCGACGACCUCGACACCCGCCACGCCGUUCUUUGGCGCUGCGACGUCGCCAUCUCGGACUCGACGACCGUCUUGGACCUGUGCGUCACGCGCAACGUCGUCCACGUCUUCAUCAAGCUCGACUCGGGUGCCGAGACCAACCUCGAGUCGCAAUCAACCCGCGGCCACGACCGGUUUCGCCUCUUCAUCCAGCUCUACAACCUCGUCGACCACCUGCCGCAUUUGCGCCUCCUCCUCGUGCCGCCCUCCCUGUGGAACCACGUCGAGCGUCUCCAUCCGUACAUCAUGCAGUGCCUGGGCAACUUCAAGAACGUGUGCCAGCGUCGCGGUAUCGCCGUCAGGACGUACGACGCCGCGCGCCCGCUCGACGGGCUCGUCGUGCCCGAGUUUUCGAGUGGCGGCGCGAGCAGGCGCAGGCGGCGAGCGAGCCAGCGCAGAGCUCUGCAUCAGCUCUACCGACCGUCAACGCCGGUCAUGGGCCCGUCCUCGCAGCCGUCGGCGCUGUCGCCUCCCCCUGCCGCCGACCCGGCCCCGACCUCGUCGUCACUCGUCUCAAUAGGCCCGCUAGGCAGCAGCGGCGAGCCCGAGAGCGCAAAGCACAUCCUCGAGCCGUGCCACAUCGACCGCCUCCCGACCGAGGUCCUCGUCAGCAUCCUGUCGCACCUCCCACCGCCGACCAUCCGUCUCACCAACCCGCCUCGCGUCGACAACGCCCCCCUCACCAUCAGCCUCGUCUCGAGGCGGUUCCACGCUGUCGGCCGCGACUACCUGUGGCGAGGGUGCGCCGUCGUCGCCGAGGUCACCUCAACGAGCCACGCUCGCGCCGCCGCCGUGCUCCGCAACGUGCCGUGCCUCACGCACGACUGCCGCGAGCUCGAGCUGUUGCUCGAUACCGACCACGACGCCGACUGGACCGGUUCGUGGGCGACAUUGUUUCCCAGCAUCCAGCGCUUGACCCUGGAAGACGUUCCCCGGUUCGACCUCGCCGAGGCGGCCCAGUUUCGAGGAUUGCGCCACCUGUCGAUCAGCAACGUCAUGGUCGUUCUCAAGACCGACAUCGUCUUUCCUCGGCUCGAGUCGUUGCAUCUCGACAUGGACCUCCUGAACGAGGUCGUCUUCCCGAUCGACUUUCUCGCCCAGCUCGACUACGUCGAGGUCGCCGGAUACGGCGAUGAUACCGCCUACUACGCCCGGCUCUUGCCUGUCGAGCAGCUCGUGUGCCGGACGCCAAUCCUGUGGCGCCUCGACCUGAUUGUGGACCGUGCGCGCGGCGCGGGCUUUCUCGCAUUGGCGAGGUCGUCCUUCCUGCACGCCCACUUUCUCAUCCUCGACCCGAUCCGCACGUACUUCGACAAGACGGACAAGCUGGCCUGGACCGAGCGAGUGCUCGUCGAGAUGCGCAUUGUCCUCGCGCCGCCCUCGCACCCGCACCUGCGCCUCGUCCUCGUCCCCGCCUACCUGUGGCACCCGUCGCCGCACAACACGACGGCCGCCAACGAGGCGGCGAGGCGCGCCGUCGAGGACGUCUGCGCACGGCGCGGCGUCGUGCUGAGGACGUACGCGGCGCGGCGGACCGAAAACGCCGGCGCCGUGCCCGAGUUUUUGGCGUUCCUGCGCGAGGAGGCGGCGAGGGGCGAGGAGCGGUCGUAGAGGCGGACGAGGGGCUCGGUGGGAGGGUCAUGAGCGAGGUGGAAUGCAGCUUGUGCGGCAGUC
Messenger RNA from Rhodotorula graminis WP1, 5552 nucleotides. RefSeq lists its product as uncharacterized. The record is from RefSeq and is a predicted model, not a curated record. Lineage: Eukaryota; Fungi; Basidiomycota; Microbotryomycetes; Sporidiobolales; Sporidiobolaceae. The transcript is spliced from 20 exons. The coding region runs from base 1 to 2553 and encodes 850 amino acids.